Bathycoccus prasinos is the source of this 915-nucleotide messenger RNA. RefSeq lists its product with no specific name. The transcript has a single exon. The record is from RefSeq and is a predicted model, not a curated record. Lineage: Eukaryota; Viridiplantae; Chlorophyta; Mamiellophyceae; Mamiellales; Bathycoccaceae. Bases 1 to 915 code for a protein of 304 amino acids.
AUGUUAACUGACGCGUCCUCUCUUUUUCCAAUUCUCAAUCUGAACAACAACAACAACAACAACAACGAAAGGUUUGGCCAAGACUUCACGGACACGUUGCACAAGAAACCAGAACCUUUGAAAGGGCCAGAAUACUCUCUGGACGACGAAGGGACCGGGUUGUUCGCGGACGACAUGCAGCAAGCGUUCGCGCACGGAUUAAAAUGCGGGUCGUGCUUUGCCGUCCUGAACGAGACGAAGGCGAUGUUGACCGAUAUCGUGGACGAGGCCGGAGGAGAGGCAGAGUUGACGAGAGAGGAGAUGCUGGAGAAAUUGUUGGAAAAAGUGGACGAGGAGGAUUUGUGCGAUCAGAUUGGAGAUUUGUACGGGGUGAAGUACGAGGACGGGUUGACGUUGGCGAAAGCGUGGGAGGCGCUCGUGACGGCGUCCACGCUGAAGGAGAAAGUGGCGAAAAUGGAUUUGGACGAGAAGGGUGUGGUUUUGGAGAAAGGGGACAUUGGGAAGCACGCGGUGUCGGUGUUGGCGGACGCGAAAGCAGACAUAGAUUUUGGUUUGCACGGGAGAGAUACGGUCGUGAAAUUGGAGCAAGGCGAGGCGGAGAGGUUCGAUCCGAAACGAUUGGCGUAUCACAUUUUCAAGCAACACGAAAUCGAGGACAAGGAUUUGUCGGAGACGGAUAAAGAGAGCAUACGAGAGAGAAUUUUAACGCACCCAUGGUCGAGUAAGAGGCAAAAGAUGGUUUUGGGAAUGCAAUGCGAAGCGAUGGUGAAGAGCGCAACCUUUAAGGAUUUGGUGAAAUUAUUUAUGAUUGACGAGGAACACCACUGGCAAAGUUGUGCCGGGACCGGCGCGUGUAAAUGGAAGGGUGGAAUUAAAAAAGGAGAUAAGAUGGUGAAUGAGCACGAAGAGUUGUAA